Messenger RNA from Uncinocarpus reesii 1704, 744 nucleotides. RefSeq lists its product as uncharacterized. Bases 1 to 744 code for a protein of 247 amino acids. Gene Ontology annotation, molecular function: guanyl-nucleotide exchange factor activity. Gene Ontology annotation, cellular component: Golgi to plasma membrane transport vesicle; cell tip. Lineage: Eukaryota; Fungi; Ascomycota; Eurotiomycetes; Onygenales; Onygenaceae. The transcript has 2 exons. The record is from RefSeq and is a predicted model, not a curated record. Gene Ontology annotation, biological process: exocytosis.
AUGUCUGUUGCUGAUCCGGCCUUUUCGGGCCCUAGGCCAUCUUGUCCCAGAUGCGGGUUCGAGGGCUCCCCCUUUUCCCAUGAAGAUGCCAAUGCAAAAGCAGCGCAGCGGAGAAUCUCAGAGUUGGAAAAUCAAAUCAGAUAUCUAAAUCAACGUGCAGCAACGACAGCGGACUAUGAGGAUGAGAUCCGUCUUCUACGCUCAAAAUCCCAAUCCGCCUCCACAUCCACGCCUGCACUCCCACAAACACCAACCUUCACGCCGCCGUCACAGCUGAACUUGUCGCCUUCCCCCUCACCACCGCGGCAACCACAGCAACCGCAGCAUACUCGUUUCGCGACCCUAACGUCUUUCCUACCAUACGGAAAACGCAACAACUCGAGCGCCAACGGCGCGCCACUUAGCCACACCGUCUCCUUGCCCGAACCCACCCAAACUUCACCUCCUACAACCGCGGACUUUUCGCUCACCACGUCCCUCCAGGACGCUCUGCAGCGCGAACAAGAGCUUCGGAAAGCGGCCGAGUCGCGACUCACACAGGCAAACUCGGAGCUGGAAGAGCUCACGACGCAACUAUUCAGCCAGGCGAACGAAAUGGUUGCGCAGGAGCGGAAGGCGAGAGCGAAAUUGGAAGAGAGAGUUGCGCUGCUUGAGCGGAGGGAUGGGGAGAAGAGGAGAAGACUGGAUCGACUGGAGAAGGCGAUUCAAAGAGUAGAUAGGGUGAGGGAGAUGGUUAGCGGGUAG